This is a messenger RNA of Colletotrichum destructivum, 2063 nucleotides long. RefSeq lists its product as uncharacterized. NCBI's taxonomy places the organism in Eukaryota, Fungi, Ascomycota, Sordariomycetes, Glomerellales, Glomerellaceae. The record is from RefSeq and is a predicted model, not a curated record. The transcript is spliced from 2 exons. The coding region runs from base 325 to 1740 and encodes 471 amino acids.
GCCUCUCCCCCCCUCUCUCUCGCGCGCAAUUCGUCUUCCAGUUGACCGGCCUGUGCCAUCCAUACAUAGUCUUGCCUACCGAUUUUCCGUUAGAAGCCCCAAAGUGUCAUGAUCGUCUCCUCGUCGGGGCCUCGGCGAUACGACGCCUCCUGCUACACCUGCUGCGAAUGAUACUCGACUAACAACUAGUUAAUGAACACCAAUCGUCCUUCUAUAGGGAGAACCCUCACGCUUUUUUCUUCCCCUAAAUUGAUUUACCUUUCUGCUUGCAGCUGGCUACUUUCUCCCUGAACCUCAAAGGCACCUCGUAUUUCCUUCUCCGACAUGGCCGAGAAACACACCACCGGGGCCGCCGAACCCAGAGAGCCUAUAGACGAACACCAUGAUACUCACAAAAAUGAUCACACGUCGUUUGGCCGUCACAGUUUGCAUAUAACUCGAUCCCAGAAGCCGGCUGCCUCUGCUCCGGUCGUCACCGGCCCAGAACCACAUCAACCGACAAACUCCUCCGAUGCCCUCAGCGCUUGGGAAGAUCACGCCCUGGAUGAAAAGUUCCAGAGGAUGCCAGAGAGCCUCAACAUCAACCGACGACGCCCACAAUCAGCACCGCAUCACAACCCGACCGCCCCGCAUUCGCCGGCGAAGCGGAUCACCCGCCCAAGCCAUGACUUCGACCGUCGCUACGACGGCCCCUUCGGCCGCCCCAGCCUGGCCAUGACCCGCCGCAGCUCCCGCUCCCCAGCCCGUUCCUCCAUCCAUCCCGGCACGGCCGACGAAGCAUCUCCCGAAGCCGCUACCGCCGUCCCUGCCGACGACGACCUGCACGGGACCCCCGACAGACCGGCCUUCCAGCCUACCCCGCCGCCGCUGAACUACACCCUGCGCACCCGCAAGAUGGCCAUCUUCCUCUUCUGGGCUCUCAUCCUCUUCGACUCCAUCGCCAUGCCCAUCGCCCUCUACUUCGGCCUCUGGUACGGCGUCGGGCCCGGCACGAACACCCCAACCGAGAAGAGGCAGAAGCUCACGCCCAACGCCGUCUUCUCCAUCGUCACCGCCGCCGUCGGCGGCGCCAGCAUCGUCGAGUACUUUGUCCGCUUCUGGCGCCUCUGGCGCAAGGGGAGCACCUGCCGCGUCAUCGGCGCCCAUCGCUGGUAUCUCGACUGGUUCCACUGGAACUUUUCUUUCGCCUGGAUCAUCAUCAUGAUCGAGCUCAUCGUCGGCACCGUCCCCGAACACCCGCCGAUCCGUCUUCUCUCCAUGCCCGUCACCACGAUGCUCUACGUCUUCGGAACCGAGCUCAUCCUCGUCGACGUGAGCCGCGCCUUCCGCGUCCCCGCCCCCUGCCGUAUUUCUUCCAUCCCGAAGGGCGCCCAGCUCCGCCCGGGCAUCUACUCCCUCAUCGAGGACGUCUGCGCCGUCGACGGCUCUGGCGGCACCGACUUCCGCGUCGCCCUCGACCGCCGCUACGAGGCGAGCCACGUCUUCCGCGCCAUGCUGCGCCGCCUGGGCGUCUUCUGGGCCGUCGGCGCCGAGGCCUGCGCCGUCCUGUGCACCGUCUUGAUCUUUACACUGCACGGCGACGUCGCCUACGCCAUCGGCUGGUCGCUGCCGUUCGCGUGGGCGGGCGUGUGGACGUUGGCGACAUUUUGGUAUGUGAGUCGCGAGUUGAAGAGGGAGGCCGACGCAUGGGCCGAGGAGGCCGCGAAAAAGGGCGCGGCGCACUCGGAAGCGUUGGUUUGAUGAAGUCUCUCCCGUCUCUCACCUCCCCUGAACUAAAUUAUAUAGGAAUAUAAGCUACUGAAAAGAGGGAAGAGAAGAGUACGUCACGCUGCAACCACCGUCUCAAUAUUUGAUGGCAACAUAACUGAUGCUCGGAGAUUUAUCUUUAUUUUACUCUUGCCCCAUGUCUAUGCUCCCAAGGGAUCAUCAUGCCCAACCCUUUCAAAACUCCAUGCCGCACGGCUUGUUCCUCCAAGGCGCCAUUUCGAUUGUGCAUGCAAAGGUCUACCCAUGCCUAGGUACUCUCAAGACCGUCCCUAUGUUUCCCCCCAUACGCAACCCUU